AUGCGAAAUGAACCUAGGAGAGCAAGCGUGCUCGCCGCAGAAGACAACACUAAGAUUUUGGCACUCUCAAAGGAAGCAUUCGAGACUGUUCUUGGUCCUCUAUUGGAUUUAGUGUCUGACAUCGGUUUCUUGAGCCGCAAGAAGAUCAAUAGGCAGUCGAAGAAGGAGGAAAAUGUGGAGUUAGAAGAGCUUCAACGUGUAGGACUAUUAGGCUGUGGCGGUUUCGGUGCGGUCACCUUGGAGCAGCAUAAGAAGACGCACAAGACCUACGCCCUGAAGGCUUUGAGUAAGGGAUAUGUGGUGAAAAUGAAGAUGCAGAAAGGCGCUGCGAGAAAAGGAGAUCCUUUCGAUUUGCAUUUCGCAGUUUAUCAUCCCAUUGCAUGCGACCUUCAAGACAACCGAGUAUCUCUACUUCCUUCUCGAGCCUGCACUUGGUGGCGAGCUUUUUGCGGUCUACCACAAGUUCCGGUUUCAUGGUAGCGUCACGAAGGCGAAAUUCUACUCAGCGUCAGUGGUUUUCGCACUUGAGCACCUGCAUGAGCGCAAUGUGCUCUACCGGGAUUUGAAGCCAGAGAAUUUGCUUCUCGAGGCUCGCGGCUACUGCAAGUUGACCGACAUGGGCUUAGUGAAGAUCCUGACGAGCGGCAAGACGUAUACCACUUGCGGCGCGCCAGACUACUUUGCGCCCGAAGUCGUACGACAGGCAGGGAUGUCCAAAGCCGUAGAUUGGUGGACAUUGGGCAUUUUGAUCCACGAACUUUUAGCGGGACACGCGCCGUUUGAGGCUAGCGAUCAGCCCGACACGUACCAGAACAUCUGUCGAGGUGCUGAAGCCGUGAGCUUCUCCAGUUACGAAGACCGAGAUCCAGACGCUGUCGAUCUAGUGAAAUCUCUACUAGCAGAGCACUCCAACGACCGAUUACCAAUGAAGGGCUUGCGUAGUCUGCGACUGCACAAGUGGUACGCGCGAUUCGAGUGGGAAGCGUUGUACCAGUUCACGAUGCGGCCACCACAUCUCCCGAGGGUUCGAUCCGUCACGGAUCUGAGUAACUUCAGAGCGCAAGAGGCAGACCUGCCUCCUCCGAUCAGCUACCAAGACUCUGUGCAUGACGCAUGGGAUCAGGACUUCUAGAACUGUGGUGUGUGAGGUUGGUUCUCGGACGAUAAGGCCGUUCGUGUGUGAGGUUCCCUCUUCUAGUUGUUUACCGUGAUAAAUCAAAACGUUAGCAUAGUUAGCAAUAUCAC
This is a messenger RNA of Amoebophrya sp. A25, 1245 nucleotides long. The record is from the annotation of a GenBank genome assembly. Lineage: Eukaryota; Dinophyceae; Syndiniales; Amoebophryaceae.